Ananas comosus (pineapple) is the source of this 2770-nucleotide messenger RNA. RefSeq lists its product as uncharacterized. NCBI's taxonomy places the organism in Eukaryota, Viridiplantae, Streptophyta, Magnoliopsida, Poales, Bromeliaceae. The transcript is spliced from 9 exons. The coding region runs from base 191 to 2113 and encodes 640 amino acids. The record is from RefSeq and is a predicted model, not a curated record. Gene Ontology annotation, cellular component: chloroplast; cytoplasm; Golgi apparatus.
UUUCCGUGUUUCACCCACCUCCUUCCUUAAAUCUUUCCCUCCCGCUGUCCAAAACGAAGCUCCCGCGAGCUCCAUUAAUGGCGACACCCAACCCUCCCACUCCCCCUUACCCAAAGAAGAAACCCAAAGCCUAACUCUAACCCUAACCCUAACCCUAAUCUCAUAUUUCUCUGGGGGACCUCGCUUUAUCAUGGGAUACCAGCCGCUCCACCAUGGCGGCGCGAACGUCUCCGGCGAUGGCGUUUCCCACCACAAUCACCAGCAGCACCACCACCACCAGCGCGGCAGCGUCGGUAGCCCCCGCUUCGCCGCGUCCAUGACGCGGCGGACGCACUCGUUCAAGCGCGCGGGGAACGGCGAGAUCGAGCUCCAGAUCAACUCCCCGAGGUCGCCCGCGGAUGGCUCCGGGAGCCCUAGGGGCGACGCCGCGGAGCCGCUGCAGGGCGCCGCCGCCGCGGCGGCGCCGGCGGCGGGGCACCUGUAUCAUCACCAGAACCUUCGGCUGCGGCUUGGGGUGCCGCUUCUCGGGAAAUCGCUAUUCAAGAAGCACGUCGCCACCGGGGAGGUGGGGCUCCGGGAGCGGAAGAGGCUUGGGAAUGUGUUGUUCUUGGUGUUCUGUGGCGUGUGCCUGUUGCUCGGGGUCGUUAAGAUCUGCGUUGGUGGGUGGCUCGGGGCGACGAUAAACCGAAAGGCGCGGAAUUUUCAGGACUUACCUGGCACUCAAUUUACUGGUGAGAAAGUUCAAUUCUUUCAUGACCAGCGUCAUAGUGUUGGGAGUGACAGACUUAUGACUGUAACCUCCACCAUAAGUGCAACACAAGACGUUGUGAUUGAGUCUUCAAGCAUAUGGGCCAAGCCCAACAGUGAAAAUUUUAGACAAUGCAUUGAUACAAGUUCUCAUAAGAAGCUGGACACCAAGACAAAUGGUUACAUUCUCAUAAACGCAAAUGGAGGACUGAAUCAGAUGAGAUUUGGGAUCUGCGAUAUGGUAGCAGUUGCUAAGAUCAUGAAGGCAACGCUGGUUCUUCCUUCACUUGACCAUACCUCUUACUGGGCAGAUGACAGUGAUUUCAAAGAUUUAUUCAAUUGGGAACAUUUCAUUGAAACCCUGAAGGAUGAUGUUCAUAUAGUUGAAAGCUUGCCAGCUGCUUUUGCGGGCCUUAAACCUGUAAUCAAAACACCAAUAUCCUGGUCUAAGGCCAAUUAUUACAAAACAGAUGUUCUGCCACUUCUCAAAAAACAUAAAGUCAUAUACUUAACUCAUACAGAUUCCCGUCUGGCAAACAAUGGGCUCCCUAGUUCUAUACAGAGACUAAGAUGCCGUGUAAAUUACAGGGCAUUGAAGUACUCUUCUCCUAUUGAAGAACUAGGAGCCACCUUAAUUUCGAGAAUGCGCAAAGAUGGAAGUCCAUAUCUUGCUCUCCAUUUAAGAUAUGAAAAGGAUAUGCUGGCAUUCACUGGCUGCAGCUAUAAUUUGACAUCUGAAGAAGGGGAGGAGCUCCGUCAAAUGCGUUAUGAAGUAAGCCAUUGGAAGGAGAAAGAAAUCAAUGGGACAGAGAGAAGGCAGAUGGGCGGUUGCCCUCUGACUCCGAGAGAAACUUCCCUUUUGCUAAAAGCGCUAGGCUUCACAUCGAGCACGAGAAUAUAUCUAGUGGCUGGCGAUGCUUAUGGAGCUGGCAGUAUGCGCUAUCUCUUAGAGGAUUUCCCCAACAUUUACUCCCAUUCAACCCUAGCUACAGAAGAGGAACUCGCGCCCUUCAGAAAUCAUCAGAACAAGCUUGCUGGUUUGGACUAUGUUGUUGCUUUACAGAGUGACGUCUUCGUUUACACGUAUGAUGGAAACAUGGCCAAAGCUGUGCAGGGUCAUAGACGUUUUGAGGACUUCAGAAAAACAAUUAGCCCUGACAGGCUGAAUUUUGUAAAACUUGUCGAUGAAUUUGACGAAGGAAAGAUAUCAUGGAAGAAAUUCAGUUCAAAAGUGAAAAAGAUACACGAAGAUCGAAUCGGGUCUCCUUAUUUGAGGGAACCCGGAGAAUUUCCAAAGCUGGAGGAGUCUUUCUACGCUAACCCUCUACCAGGCUGCAUAUGUGAAAGACAACAGGACAUGAAAUGACAAUUACAAUCUGUCGAUAAUUAAAAUCAAUAAAUAGAGGCCACUUUACAUGCAUGGCUUUCGUUAUAUGGAUGAAGAUACCUAAAAGCCUAAGAGCAUUUUAGCGAAGAAUGAAUCACUAUGCUGAUUACGGACGCUAUGGGAAAUUAUAUUUCAUGUCUCUGGAGAAAUUAAUCAUUGGAUAUCUGAACGCAGUUUCGUGCCCUCUCAGAAAGACAAACAAUCAGUCGAAACUCUACGGAACCUGUACAGUGGCCAAGUGUAAUCUUUGCUGAGCUGAGAAAAAUGAAAAUUACACGAAUAUAGAGAAUCCUCUUAAAUGAUGAAGCAUGUCGGCGAACAAGGUGACCUACUUUUCUUUCUGUUGUUGUUGCUCCUGCUGCUCUGGCUGAUUUCCUUGGCAAUGCUGUUCAUUUCUCUUUUUUGUUUUCCACUUCAUUUAUGUUACAUAUUCAUUGUUAGAAAGAAUAGCUGAGGCAAGAAAGUACCUUAUGGAACAAAUCUCAUUCUUAUGAUACAAAAUCAACUGACUACAUAUUCUUUUCCUCUGAAAUUUGCCUGUCGCGAGUCUGUUGUUAGCUUGUUUACUUAUAUUUGAAUCAACCAAUUCGAGAACAAUUGGAUGAGCCAAUAUAUUGCGUUCUGUGUUUGUGUCAA